Molecule: messenger RNA, 2903 nt
Organism: Girardinichthys multiradiatus
Lineage: Eukaryota; Metazoa; Chordata; Actinopteri; Cyprinodontiformes; Goodeidae
Gene: ndc1
Product: NDC1 transmembrane nucleoporin
Exons: 18
Coding region: 240-2249 (669 amino acids)
Biological process (GO): nuclear pore organization
Cellular component (GO): nuclear pore transmembrane ring
Molecular function (GO): protein-macromolecule adaptor activity
Source: RefSeq, a predicted model, not a curated record
GUCGUUAACUUUCUCAAGAAGUGUAAUCAAUUAGCUACUGCAUUCUGUUGAAGAGUAUAUUUGAAAUAAAUCAUGCGCAUCUGAAACAGGCAGCAAUACGGCCAACUUCUUUUCGGGGUCCUUCUAAGGUGUCUUGAAUGCAUGUGGCGCGAUGUGGAUACCGGAGGCCAAAAUAGUUUGACAGCCGGUGAGCUGAAGUCGAUUUUAUCGCAGAAACAAGUUAUUUUCAGACAAGCAACAUGUUUUUUUCAGCGACACACUGCUGCUUUAUUCGCAAGGUUAUCUGGUGGAGAGCUGCCGCUAGCAUUGCCUGGUCUGUCCUGUUGUUGCCGCCCACCACAGCAGUUUUUGUGAUGCUCAGCAAGUUCAGUUUUCUUCACCCCAUCCAGACAAUUACAGACUGCCUGGCUCUGCUGACGAGUGCCAGUUCAGUUUUCUCCUUUAUACUGCUUGGUGGAGUUGUCAUCAUGGUCGGGUUCUUGACUUUGGAGUAUUAUACCGUUAUCCCGACUAUUGCCUGCUCUAAAAUUGCAUUGUUGGGUCAGCUGCUCCAACCUCGCCAGGUUGUCAACUCCUUUGCCCACUGUCUGAUGGGAAUGAUUGUAGGCUGGUGUUGCGCAGUCGCCGUGGGUCACAGAUAUGAGACGCUCGGGUACCCUGGUAAAAGUAGUGAUGGUCAUCCUCGGAUGUGCCUCAAUGAAUACCACCUCGUGUUUUUGCUGGCAGGAGCAUUUGUCGGGUUCUCUCACAGUCUGCUGGGAGUGAUCCAUAACAUAAAUUAUGUCUCCUUUCACACUGUUCAGCAAUACAAAUACCUCCACUUUAAGGGCUCCCUGCCGUUAGUGGUGAAGUGCAGCAGCAUUCAAGCAUUUUACGCUGUCAGGAACUUCAUUGUUGUGUAUUUCUUUCUGGGCUAUAUUCCAAAAACAUGGAUCUGCAAAACUCUGAAUCUUCAUUUGGACAGCUCUGUCCAUUCACUCGAUAGCAUAGCUGGAGUCGUGGACCUCUCCCUUCUCUACCACCUCUGGAUCAGCGCCACCUUCCUCCUCUUCACCUGGUACAUCACAUUGCUGCUCUUUAGGAUCUUUGUCACAGAGGUGUACAGUUUUCCUGUGCAAUUAACUUUUACUGAAGAUUCCCACCAGUGUCUUCCCAAAGUCCUUACAGACAAUCAGCCAAUGAUCUUGAAGUUUUUAGCCCUUCAGGACUUGGCUCUGUUGUCCAAACAUUCUCCAUCAAGACGCAGGGAAGUCUUCAGUCUCAGCCAGCCAGGUGGACAUCCUCACAACUGGAAUACUGUGAGUAAAGAGUGUUUGGCUCUGCUGACUGAUCUGACGCAGAGACUUGCAACUUAUCAUGAAACUGUAGCAACUAAUGGGAGGGCCAAAUCUCUGUCAAGUGGGAGUGAAAGGAAAACUUCAUCUGAAACAUCAGUAACCUCCAGUACAGAAGACCUGAUGAGUCCAAGACCUGCUUUCCCAAUGAAGACUCCAGCUUCUGUUUUUGCCCGCUCCAUCGCCGGAGGUCCGCAUAGCCCCCUGACGGCACCCUUUACGCCCGACCUGGACAGCCCUUUCGCUUCGCCCGCCCUGCGGCGGCUCACCACUCCAAUGGAUCAGUGCUCGCCGUGGUACGGCUCAGUGCAGAGCCCGCACAUCAUGAGGAGGGCGCCCAAACUCUGGUCCACCUCCACAGAGUCACAGGUCAACGGCAGCCCACCUCCCUCUCCAGCCUCGGUUCCCAGUCCCAAACAAGAAGCCGCCAAACCAAGUUUUCUGGCCCAGUUUCUUCAAAACAGAAAAGAACAGGUUAAAAGUUUCAUGGCAAAGCGGGUGCUGAUCAUGUAUUUGUUAAACAAGCUUCCAGAAGCCUCUAGUCAGGCUCUCUUCGCGGACAGCCAGGCUCACAUCUGGGCGCUAGAAGCGCUGUCUUACCUUGUUCAGGCCUCCUUCACAGAGGACCAGUAUGGGGUUGUUCAGACUACAUUACCCAGCAUUCUCAGCUCUAUGCUGCACUUACAAGAGGCUGUGGAUCGACACUUUAAGCUGCCUCAUGCUUCCAGUAAGCCCCUCAGGUCCACCAACAGCAUGGAGGACUUCACCUACAAAACACUGCGUUUUGCUCUCAGAGCCACACUCAAGACUGCCAUUUACAGGAUAACCACCACCUUUGGAAAUCAUUUAAAAGCUGUCCAGAUGUCUGCAGAGCACCGAAAAAGACUGCAGCAGUUUUUGGAGUUCAAGGAAUAAAACCGUGGCCUCUGUUUUCUGCUCAUAUUGGUGUGAUUUAUGCUUGUUUUGAACACGUAGAGUAAAAAGAAGAAACCAGUGAAAGCAUGAUAGUGCCUCCUUUAGUAUUUUCUCUGCAGUUGUUAUCGAUCGUAACGGACAUGUUUCCCAAACCCCACAUGCUGGAGAUGCGAACAAAAACAACCUGCAAAGAAUGGACUACAAUAGCCUUUGUACAGUCAUUCAAAAAAAAAAAAAAAAAAUGUUGUAAAGGCCAAAAACCCAUGAUUUUCUGUGUUUGCAUUUGUAUAAGACCGUCUUUGCCAAAGUUCCUCCUGUGUUCACCUUUCAGCUGCGUCUUUUUGUGGUAUGGGUGAAACAGCACGACUGUUGACAGAAGCUGUUUUGAAAAGAGAUGUCAAAGUUAUAUUGUCUAAAAUCUGUUUUUAGGUCUGAUUUAUGAGUGUCCUUCCAGUUGUCUGCAUCUUCUCAGCUAACACAGAUCGGGUCUUUGGGUUUAUACAUGAGUAACAUGGGUUUGUGUAGGAUUUCUGUGUUGGAUGAGGAUGUCCUGUCAGCACAAGCACAGAUUUGUUGCAGCUCUUUGUGUGUGUUUGUCUCUGCCAUGAGUUUGAUUUUCCAUUCGGACUCGAAUAAAAAUAAAACUAAGAUUUA